UGGAUACGUCAAGCCCAUAGAAAUUAAACCGACAAAAACAACAUCUGUCAAAAGUCAAACUGGAAAUUAUUUUUCGGUCAAAUUGAUGAAUUAUAAGCUCGAAUAUAUAUACAUAUUAUACAGCCGAUAUAUUUGUUAAUAAAUGAGAAGUAAUAAUUGCUAAUUAUAACAAUGACUGCGGCUAAUAAUGAAUAUCCAAAGGCUUCAAAUGCCACCCUGAUAGGAGCGACCAUUACAUAUGUUGCGGGACUGUUUCUGUUGUUGUCCUUUGCUGGACCAUAUUGGAUAGAAUCAUAUUCGGGGAUGUUCUCUUCGUUUAAACACAUGGGCUUAUGGGAAUACUGUUUUGAUCGCUUCAGAUUUCCUUCCUAUCAGUAUGAUAAGUAUUUUGAUGGCUGUCACUAUAUUUUUGGACAAGAAUUAUAUGUCAUCCGGGAAUGGUUGCUGCCGGCAUGGUUAAUGGCAGUUCAGACAUUUGUGACACUGGCUUUGAUGCUGUCUUUCAUGGCACAGAUACUACUGGCAUGUGUGGUUGUUCGCAUGCCACUUAGAACAGUGCUGAGAUAUGAAUGGAUAUUUGUAUCCAUUUCAUUUGUAAUGGUUGCCAUAUCUAGUGUGUUUCUAUUCCUCGCUGUUGCAAUAUUUGGAGGCAACUGCUACCGUCGUGAUUGGUUGCUGUAUCCUUCAUUCAAUGUUCUGUCUUGGUCUUAUGCAUUUGCUGUCAUUGCUUUCAUAUUGUUUGGAUUGGCAGCAGUUCUUUUAUUUUUGGAAUCACGUAAAUUGUACGAGCUGCGAUUGGAAGCUAAAAAUCUAGUAGCUCAAAUGCAACACAGCCAGCCUGAACAUGCUUUGCAUCAGUUGCGUGAUCAGCUACAUCAACAACAACAACUUGGGUACUUUAGGAACUAACCAUUAUAAUAUAUUCUACUAUAAACAGGUUUUAUUAAAAUAAAUAGUUAUGAAACUAUUGCCAUGUAAACUCAACAAAAAUAUUCACAUAGUUUGGUUGUGGAAAUAGUUAACACAAUGAUUUACAUUAUUUUUGACCUUAUGGUGCAUUUUUUCUGAUAUAUAUAGUAAAUUGUGUUGGCAAUUUUUUGUGUUUGUGUAACAAAAUAUUUGCCAGUUUUCUUUUUAUAUAAAAUCAGCCUUAGAUAAUCUUGCAUUAGUUAUGAAUUAGGAGUCUUUAAAAUAUUAAUCAUACUAUCUGAAGACAAAACUGACUUAAACUUGUAUUUGUAGUAUUAAGAUUUAUAUACUUUAGUAAUAUUGGUAAAAUUAGGACUUGCUAUUGUAAUGUUUAAUUUUGAGUUUAAGUUUGUAUAUCACAUCAAUGCUGAGACGGCUCAAAAGAUAUAUUUUGAAGGUAUAUUUUAUAGUUAAAAAUAAGAUAUUGAAUAUGAAGUGACAGCUUAAUCAAAAAAGGAGUAAAAUUAUUAAUUUGUAUUUGAAUAAUGUUCUUGAGAUUGCAGUGAAAUGAUAAGUUGGUAACAAUGAAGACACAACUUUCAGAAUUUUAAUAAAAGAUUUAUUAUAGUCAGAAGACAACAUAUAUAUAUAAUUUCAAUUAAACUUUUCAGAAAUGAUGUCACAACAUAAUUUUAAUGACUAAAACAAUCAAAAUAUAUCAUGCUAUAGAGAAAUUGGAUUUUAGUUCAUAAUAAUGAAUAAAUAUUAUAUUAAUUAUCAUAACAUCUGGUCCAGGUUUAUAAAGACACUUAUUUCCAUGAAUCUCAUUUUGCAAUGAAAUCCGUCCAUAAUGUAAAAAGUAUUCGAUUGACAUUGUAUGUAUAAGGUUAGACUCAUAUUACAUAUCAAUAAGGAGCCAAGAGGGCCUAAUGAUAGAC
Messenger RNA from Vanessa tameamea, 1847 nucleotides. RefSeq lists its product as uncharacterized. The coding region runs from base 172 to 909 and encodes 245 amino acids. NCBI's taxonomy places the organism in Eukaryota, Metazoa, Arthropoda, Insecta, Lepidoptera, Nymphalidae. Gene Ontology annotation, biological process: regulation of tube size, open tracheal system; septate junction assembly. The transcript is spliced from 5 exons. Gene Ontology annotation, cellular component: septate junction; membrane. The record is from RefSeq and is a predicted model, not a curated record.